ACAGCGCUGGGAGAGAGAGGUAGUCAUUGCCAUUCACCAUUCACCCUCUGUUUUAUUAUUAGCUCGCUGGGAUCUUGCAGUAGUGCUCACUCUCAGCAUCAGUGGACUUUCAUUGCGCAACCAAGUAGCCUGGUCAUAUUGGGAUCUCGAGUGAAGGUGUGGAAAUACAGCGAGAGAGGAGCGAAGCGUUGGGAGUCUGUGGAAGCUGCUACUGUAGGUCAGGUAGGACUCAAUUGAUGGCCCUUUAAUUUAAACCCACUACGUCGUUCACCGCGCACUCAAGCACAGAUCCGUUUUCGCGUCUCCAUGUUCAAGACGGUCAAUUACCCGACGGUGGAUCCUGCGCCCACCAUCAUGCACGGUACUUGGUUUACAACAGGGUGUCGAGAAAACACGCCCGUGGCGGUGGACAAACCUAAGAAGAAGCCGUUCAACCUGGUCAAAAUUAUGUCUCUCAACAACAAGAAGGGGCACGGCAAGCAUCAGCAGCACAACAACAACAUGCCCUUUACGAUCCACUGUCAGAUCGGGAAAGAGAUAAAGCACAUUUGCAGCAAUUGCAGCCGCGGGAACGAUACACAGGAUGCUGAGGAGGUUGAGAGGCUGGCCGCCAUGCGUUCUGAGUCCUUGGUCCCAGGCACCCACACCCCACCCAUCCGUCGUCGGAGCAAGUUUGCCACUCUGGGACGCCUCCUCAAACCCUGGAAGUGGAGGAAGAAGAAGAGCGAGAAGUUCAAGCAGACCUCUGCUGUUGUUUCGGAUGCCAUAAUGGUGAUCAAACCUCCUGUGUUGAUAGGGAGCAGACCAGCCACUGGGCAUGCAGAUGUUGUUGCAGCUCUGGAAAGGAAGAUGUCCAUGAGACAGAGCAGAGAGGAGCUGAUCAAGAGAGGCGUGCUGAAGGAGAUCUUUGAAAAAGCAACCGUUGAAUUCCGAUCCUCAAUGGAUGGUGGAGUCUGCACUCAGGAGCCCUCUAUUAAGUCAUCUAUGGUUAUGCCGACCAAGAAAUCUGUCACCUACGCAGGUGAUCAUCAGGAUACCCCUGCCAAGCCCCCGUUGUACCACAAACAGCCUCCUGCUCUCCCCCCAAAGCCUUUCUCUAGGAUCCCCAACCACAGCACAGAUUCUUGCCAGCCCAUGAAGCUGCCCUGUAUGGCCGGGGGGAAGCUCUCUCCCCCUCUACCUCCCAAGAAGGUGAUGAUUUGUGUGCCUCCAGGGGGGCUGGACUCCUCCUCCUCCCCCUCUCCCACCCCCAACUCCCUUGGCACCUUCACCCAGAAGUGCACCCCUCCUCAGGGCAUGCCCCCCCACCACGGCACCUUGCUGCCCUCCCAGCUCUCCGGCCUGUCCAGCCUUCACCAGAGCCAUGGUCACCCGCUCCAGCUUCAGUAUGGCAGCAUGCACGCUCCCAGCCGCAUCAUCGAGGAGCUCAAUAAAACUCUGGCACUCUCCAUGCAGAGGUUUGAAAGUUCUGCAUUACACAGUGGUGGUCAGUGUACUCUCCUGGACAGAAGAGAGGUCCCGUCUGUGAUCAUUGACUGUGAGGACGACAAGGAGAAUAUGCCUAAUGAGUCCGACUAUGAAGAUCUGCCUAGCAUGUACAAGGAUGAGGAUGACGAUGACGAUGAUGAUGAGGAUGACGAUGAAGAUGAUGACUCUAUAUUUACAAGUACCCUGGCUCUCAAGGUGCUGAGGAAAGACUCCCUGGCCAUCAAGCUUAGUAACCGUCCAUCCAAACGAGAGCUGGAGGAGAAAAACAUCCUGCCCAUGCAGACAGAUGAGGAGAGAUUGGAGUCCAGGCAGCAGAUAGGCACCAAACUAACACGGCGAUUGAGUCAGAGGCCCACAGCCGAGGAGCUGGAACAGAGAAACAUACUCAAACCUCGCAACGAGCAAGAGGAGCUGGAGGAGAAGAGGGAGAUAAAACGAAGGCUAACACGAAAGCUGAGCCAGAGGCCAACUGUAGAGGAGCUGAGACAGGCCAAGAUCCUCAUCCGAUUCAGUGACUACGUAGAAGUGUCUGAUGCCCAGGACUAUGACAGGCGGGCAGACAAGCCCUGGACCCGGCUCACAGCAGCUGACAAGGCAGCUAUACGGAAGGAACUCAACGAUUUCAAGAGCAACGAGAUGGAAGUGCAUGAGUCAAGUCGCCAUUUAACCAGGUUUCACAGACCGUAGUAGACCAUCACUGUCUCGAGCAGUGCCAGACCCGGCACUCUCCUCCACUGAGAACCUUAAGUGCUGGACAGUAAAUGGUGCCCGUUUCUACAAUAAGGCCAUGACUUCUGAAAUGCCUUUUCAAGACCCAUACAGCUGAGUCGGUACUACACCCAAGAUGCACCCACCCUGUAUUUCAUACACUGUAGUAGCACAUAAUGACUCCAGUUGCCCCUCUGUGGAAUUUACCAGGCUGUCCCUCAAACCCCUGUGCAAAACUCUCAGGCAGGCACCCGUUUGGAGAGUUUGGUUUGCAAUCGACAAACACUUUCCAGAUAUGUUGAGGAGCCACUGAACCUGUGUGCCCCUCAUCUCAGUUCAUCGAUAACACCAGUGGACUUGAUUCAGCUACUGCUCUCAGUGGACAUUAAUACUGUUUUUAUCCCUCCCUUUAUGCUAUCACCUUGGACCCCUCUUGCCCCCUACGGCCAGGGGAAUGUGUACAACUCUGUGGGAAGAUGCAGGGUUUGUUUGUAUCCGCUUGCUGGCAGCAGGCAAUCUAUCUUCACUGCUUGUCUUGGAGUUCUGGAAAUGGCUUAGAAACACAGGGAGGGAGGGAGGAAGGGAGGGAGGGGUCCAACAUUAGAAUCAUGUGCAAUAUUUUCUCUCUGCUUUUCUUAGAGUAUAGCGCCCUCUGGGGUCUGCUCUGUGUCAUUACUACGUAGUCUCGACUACUUCUCUUCCCUGAUAUGUGCUAUUCCCAUUGUACCGACAAUGUUGACAUCUAAAUGCUAACUGUGAAUUUGAGAGUUUGGGCGAUGCCUGCACUCUCUCCAAAUGUACAUUUUGUUUAUACUGAGGUAGGAAAGUAACAAAGUUACAUUUAAAGAAGAAUCAUGCUUGACUAAGUUUCAUUCAUGUCAGAAUCUAUGAAUCUUAUGGAAAAAAAAUGCAGCUGGCAGAUAUAUUCUGCAUCCAGUAUGUGCAACAAUUUACUGCUUUUUUAUAUUAUUUUGCCUGUUUUUGAUAGAGGCACUUGGAUUUUAAACACUCAAUUAUACAUGUCUUCAGGGGACGUCGCAGCUCUUUGGAACGAGUGAUUUUGGAAUAGAAGAUCCUAGAACAAAGACCAAGAGCUGGGCUCACCAUGUUGUUACUCAUACGAUAUUUUUCUUGUUUGCAGCUGUGUGUUUAAUGAUCUUUUCUCAACUGGUGCACUGUAUUACACAUUGUACUUUUUUGUGUUCAUACUCUUAUUUCUUUAUAAGCUGUUGAUUAAGGAAUAUUCCUUCCGUUUGUAGAGAAAAGUUAAACUGCAGGUGUUAUCCCCUUUUAUUUUCUACUCCACUUAUAAUCUGCCCCGCCACUUCAGGGUUUUUAAUUUUCUUUUAUACUGACGAAGGGUUUAGUCAGAGGACUUUUCCAGCAUUUUCUUGAUUGAUCCACCUUAAAAUCUGUCUCCUCAGCAGUUUUUGCUGACGCAUUUUCAGCCAGUAUUGGAUUAAAUUCUCAGUUCCAUAUGAUUGAAGAUGAUAUUACCUUAUCAGUUCUGAGUAGUGAGUACAGAUUUUAGUAGAUUCAAUGAGUCAGGGUUUUGCUAGAAUGAUUUGCACUGGUUAAGACUGUGGCUUCACGGCGGCCACUGUUUUUAAGGUCAGGACCCAUAUACGUAAAAUAUUGUUGGAGUUGUGAUCUACGACCAGUUUGCCUCUUGACUUUAAUAGUCUUGUUAUCUGAUUUUUGUUCCUAGACCAGUAUUCCAAUGCUCAUAAGCUUUACGUAUACAGAUUAUUUUUUAUUAUUUUUACUGUUUUAAUUUUAAAUUUAUAAUAUUGAAUUCUUUUUGUCAUAUGAAGAAUAGUAUAGGUGAUACAUGCAUCUUCAAAGAAAAAUGUACACUCCCUCAUUUUCAAGGUCUCCAGCAGUGUAGGAUAGAUGACCCAAUAAAAACUGAGAAAACCGGGGACAAAGAAAAUGGUUAUGCACUUUAUGGUUUAUAUAUUAACAAACAGGGGUUUUGAUAAAGAGUUUGGAGAAAUUCCUCUCUAGCACUAGUACACAGGUUGUUCUCAUUUACAUUGUUCCCACUAUAUUUAUUAAUUUAUUGCUGUUUAUUUUUUUUCUCAAUUUCAUUGGGUCACCGAAUGACAGAGCUUGUGAAAGAGGAGAGAUGAGGUUUUUUAUUGUCAUUAUUAUUAUUAUUUUUUUUUUUUUCUUUUUGUGCUAGAACCAGCUUCCAUAUGAUUCCAGCAUCAUGUCAAUUUUCCGUCCAUAGGUCCAGAACAUAGAGUAUAGUAUUUAUGCAUUUAUCCAAAUCCACUCCAGUUCUGUCGUUUUUAACACUGAGAAACUACUUGAGCCAUCGGGCUGAGCAUGAGGCUACCCAUUUUGCUGGAAUCAAGGAAUAUGAAUUCAGCAAUAAUCUGUUUCCUUUUACAUGAUGGUGGAGAGAACGAAACUUUGAAAGUGUUCUUUUUUCUCACUUUUGAAAUACAGAUUACCAUGUAAAGGAUACAUCAUGUCUAUUAAAAUCCAUUUCUGAAUGCA
Myripristis murdjan (pinecone soldierfish) is the source of this 4701-nucleotide messenger RNA. Its product is annotated as phosphatase and actin regulator 1-like. The record is from RefSeq and is a predicted model, not a curated record. Gene Ontology annotation, molecular function: actin binding. The transcript is spliced from 13 exons. Gene Ontology annotation, biological process: stress fiber assembly; cell motility. Lineage: Eukaryota; Metazoa; Chordata; Actinopteri; Holocentriformes; Holocentridae. The coding region runs from base 307 to 2175 and encodes 622 amino acids.